AUGAGUUUGUCUAGUGAAGCAAAAAAACGUCUUCAUGAAUCAUUACAGCAACAGUGCUUAAAUCAAAAGUCAGCCGAAUAUAAUGAAGCAAAAUGGCUUUUUAUAGAUGCAUAUCGACCUGAGGAGAUUCAUUCUCAAUAUAUAAUUCAGAUGGCAGGAAAAGGUUAUACAACGAUCGAUCAUCCUAGCGAAGUUUAUAGAAUACCUGAUACUCAUGAAUGUAUCGAUGGGAACCAGCCCCUCCGCUUAAUUAUCGAUAUUGAUACAAGGCAAAAGCCUGAUUCUACUAAUUCUAAACUUCCUUCUCUAGAUGGUCAAAAAAUUACUCGAGAAGAUUUGUUAUCUCGAAUUUUAGUUGCUU
Racocetra persica is the source of this 361-nucleotide messenger RNA. Lineage: Eukaryota; Fungi; Glomeromycota; Glomeromycetes; Diversisporales; Gigasporaceae. The record is from the annotation of a GenBank genome assembly.